UUAUCACAGACACAUGUAUCUGUUUAACAGUAUCAGACUGAGAAAGAGGCAGUGUUAGAGCAAGGUGGACCCGUUGUUCCUAAGCAAGAUCCUUCUCCCUUCUCAAAAUUGCCGACUUCCUGAUUUUUUGCAUUUAUGUAAAUCAAGUGGAUUUGCAAUAAAUGCGCUAGCAGACGUAUAUAUUUCUUCUCUACCUGGAUUUUCCCUCCUCUUUCACAGAACUGUAUUGAACUCUCCUACUUGACUGUCUCAUAGGAACCUCAGAUUGCUAAAAUUACAUGUGUUGGUGCACUUUCCGUCCACAUGUGCGUCACCUCAUGUAUGAUUACAUCCUGUUAGGUAAAACUGAGUCACCGUCCACUCAGGUACUCAGCCCCUGGCAAGUAUGAGGAAAGGAUUUCACAGAACUUGUAGCGAAAAUUCCGCUUGCCAUUGCUGUAGGCUGUGGAGGCUUGAGGAAGCAGCCGGAAGGGCAGAAAGAGACCAUCAAAGAAGACAUGGCUCCCAGAGAAGAGAAUAUGAAGAGUGCAAAUAGGGUGCUAAGAAUAAGUCAGCUGGAUGCACUUGAACUAAACAAGGCCCUGGAGCAGCUAGUUUGGUCCCAGUUUACUCAGUGCUUUCAUGGGUUUAAACCAGGGCUCUUAGCCCACUUUGAGCCCGAAGUGAAAGCAUUACUGUGGCUUUUCCUGUGGAGGUUCACCAUCUACUCCAAAAAUGCCACUGUGGGGCAGUCAGUUUUGAAUAUUCAGUACAAAAAUGACUUUUCCCCAAAUCUGAAAUACCUGCCACCAAGUAAAAAUCAGAAGCUGUGGUACGCUGUUUGUACGAUUGGGGGGAGGUGGUUAGAAGAACGAUGCUACGAUUUGUUUCGAAACCGUCACUUAGCAUCAUUCAAAAAAGUCAAGCAGUCUCUGAAUUUUGUGGUUGGACUUUUGAAAUUAGGUGAACUGAUCAAUUUUUUGGUUUUUCUCCAAAGGGGUAAAUUUGCAACUUUGACAGAACGACUCAUAGGGAUUCGUUCUGUGUUUUGCAAACCCCAAAAUGUCCGAGAAGUUGGCUUUGAGUAUAUGAAUAGAGAACUCCUCUGGCAUGGUUUUGCUGAAUUUCUGAUUUUUCUUUUACCACUUAUCAAUAUCCAGAAGUUGAAAGCCAAGUUAUCUUCAUGGUGCAUCCCUCUUACUGGUACUCCUAACGGUGACAACACACUAGCCGCCAAUGGCAAAGAAUGUUCCCUGUGUGGAGAGUGGCCCACCAUGCCUCACACCAUAGGAUGUGAGCAUGUCUUCUGUUAUUACUGUGCUAAGAGCAGUUUCUUAUUUGACAUGUACUUCACUUGUCCUAAAUGUGGAACAGAGGUUCACAGUGUUCAGCCAUUGAAAUCAGGAAUUGAGAUGUCUGAAGUGAAUGCUCUUUAAAUACUAAAAUUGGUUCCUCAGAGGAAAAAACAUUGUUAAAUCUGUAAUGUUAGUCAUCUUAAAUGUGCCAUUUAAUUGUCUUUUAUAAAGCAUGCGUUUAGCCACUGUCCUCUGUUCCCUUUCAAACAUGACUAAAUUGUGAUAACUAUCUCAUGAUUCUAUGUUAAUGUAUUUUUAAGUCAUUACAUUCAAUUUUCAGUGUCAAUAAUAAUAAUGGACAGUUUUGUCAAAUGACUACUAAGAAUGCUCUUUCAUUUUGCUACUUCCUAGAAAGCAAUUGAACUCUAGAAAUAAAAGAUUUUGGAGA
Messenger RNA from Ochotona princeps (American pika), 1722 nucleotides. It is a transcript of the gene PEX2, whose product is annotated as peroxisomal biogenesis factor 2. The record is from RefSeq and is a predicted model, not a curated record. The transcript is spliced from 3 exons. The coding region runs from base 498 to 1415 and encodes 305 amino acids. Gene Ontology annotation, cellular component: peroxisomal membrane. Lineage: Eukaryota; Metazoa; Chordata; Mammalia; Lagomorpha; Ochotonidae. Gene Ontology annotation, biological process: protein import into peroxisome matrix. Gene Ontology annotation, molecular function: zinc ion binding.